AUGGUAUACGUGCAUGCUUUGAAUGAGGAACAGCAACAGUAAGAUUUUUUUUUUUAAUUUUGGACUGGAAACAAAGUUCUUGCCAUUUUUUAAAGAAAGUUUUUGUCAGUUUUUGUUUUGUAAAGAAAGUUCUUGCCAUAUUUUGUUUUAUAAAGAAAGUGCUUGCAAUUUUUUUUGAUAUAAAAGUUUAUCCUAGAAUGUCACUAUGACGUAUUUUACAGGACAUUUGAAGCCCUAGUCCGGUACUUUGAUCAUGAUUUGUCCAAAUAUCUACCGCUCAGCUUUCUACUCGGGUUUUUCGUUUCACAGGUGGUCGGCCGAUGGAAUCACAUUACCGAAGGCAUCGGGUGGAUUGACAAGUAUGUUUUGACAUGAUUCUUUGACAUUGGAACAACAAAAAAUUAAAAUAAAUUAAAUUUUUAAAUUUUUAAAUUUUUUAAAAAUUUUUUAAAUUUUGAAAAAAAUUACCGUUUUUUGGUACAUACGAAAAUAUGGAACCAAUAUUAUUAUAAUAAAGUAAGGGCUGUACAAACAAGGUGGGGUUUUUUAAAAAGUAGGCACUAUUUCUAAGAACCUGGGACCAUUUCUAAGAAUGUGAGACGGACCGAUUUCACAGAGGAAAAAGCCUAUUCUAAGAUAAUGGGUCUAUUUUUAAGAAUAUGAGACCAUUUCUAACAAGAUAUAAGUAAGCAACACCAUUUUGAAAUAUAGGACCGAUUCACAAAUUUUUAAUGUAAAAUACGAAAAAAGACAACAAGUUUUACUUAAUACGUAAUUUCAGUUCAGCAAUAAACUUUGCCAACUUCAUUCACGGCAAAGACGAAGAUACGAGGCUACAACGUCGUUCUCUCGUACGGUACAUGGUACUGAAUCAAGCACUAGUACUGCGUGACAUAAGUAUGCAAGUACGAAAACGAUUUCCAACUUUAGAAUCGUUAAUUGCCGCAGGGCUUUUAACAACAGCAGAGAAAGAAGAGUUGGAAAAUGAAGAAGAUAUCUACACACGAUACUGGAUUCCGUUACACUGGUGCUACUGUAUUCUACAAAAGGCGAGGAAUGAGAAGAAAAUUGAGAGUGAUCAUUUACUGGUUUUUAUUGUUGAGGUGAGUUAUAAAAUGGCCAAAGAAUUUAUUUUACAAUUUAUGGUAGGGUAUGGGUUAGUGAUACCGUAAGUAGUAGAGACAGGAGGUAGACAUAGGGCAGGGAAGGGUAGGGCAUACUUUUGAGAUACUGUAAGGAGUAGAGAUUGAAGGUACGAUAAGGUAGGUGAAAGGGCGGGCUCUUUUAGUCUCUGAGUACACCCCCCCCCCUUGUGCCCCCCUCUUGCGCACGGCUUUGGUAGGUCAUACUAAUAAUAUUACUGUAGUUCCAGAAGGUAGAGCUUGGGAUAGGGUAAAGUAAGGUAUAGGAGAAGGGCGAGGGCAGGGAAAAGGUAGGGUAUGGUCAAGGGUAGGCAAGGGUAAGAAAAAGGUAGGGCAUAAGCAUGGGUAAGCCAAAUGUAGGGUAGGGUAGGGUAGGGUAGGGUAGGGUAGGGUAGGGUAGGGUAGGGUAGGGUAGGGUAGGGUAGGGUAGGGUAGGGUAGUGUAGGGUAGGGUAGAGUAGGGUAGGGAAGGGUAUGUGAAAAUAAUCUUUAAUCAAAAAAAUCUUAUUUUAGGACAUUCAACACUUCAGGGAAGGUCUAAGUAAAUUAUUGAAGUUUGACUGGAUUCCAAUUCCGCUGGUCUACCCACAAGUUGUCUUUCUGGCUGUUCGAAUUUACUUUGCCAUUUGCUUGAUCAGCCGACAAUAUAUCAAAGGAAAAGAAACUGUAAGUCACUUUUACUGUAAAGAAAGUUGUUGCCAUUUCUUGCCUUGUAAACAAAGUUUUUUCAGAUAGACAUAUACAUACCUCUAAAGACAAUGAUCGAAUUCUUUGUCUACAUGGGAUGGAUGAAGGUAGCCGAAGCCCUUCUGAAUCCUCUCGGUGAAGACGACGACGAUCUAGAAGUGAACUCCAUGUUGGACAAGAACCUCAUAACCGGAAUGGCACUGGUCGAUAAAGGCCAACGCUUUGCCCCGCCCCUGGUCAAGGAUAAGUACUGGUCGCAUGAGAGAAUUGACCCACUUUAUUCACUUUCGGCCGCCAAACGAAGUGUCCACCCCUUGACUGGAUCGGCCGCUAAUGUCAAUCUAGUCAAGGAUGUUCAGAACAUUACUAUGAUACCACACAAAAGCAGGUUGAGUCAAAUGGAUGAAACAACACGACAAAAACAUAUUAAAGUAGUUAGUGUCGAGGAGCACAAUCAACAACAUAAGCAGAAGGAACAGCGAAGGAAGGACGCUGAUCCUGAUGAUGCCCUGGCUCAAAUGCGACGGAGGUCACGGUAAGGAACGAUGAUUAUUAGUUGAGUUGGACGUGGAUUUUGUUUAAUUUUCUUGUAAAAUACGUUUUUUAAGGCUUUUUUCUUAAAAGACUAUUUAAAAGUCGUAAAAUUAAAUUUUUUAAAGAAUUGACGAAAUGUCACAAAAACUAUUGGAAAAAUUAAAUGUUUUAAAAUGUAAAAGAAAGUUUUUGUGACUAAUAGAUUCUAAAAAUAUAAUUGUUUUCAGUUUUUUUGCUUUUUAACUUGAAUUUAAAAAAUUUGACGAAAUGUCACAUAAAUUAUUGGAAAAACUGCUUCAGUAAUGAAAAAAAAACGCUUUUUGAAACUUGUUAAAGGCUUAAAGUAUUCUAUUUUUGAUUUUUUUGCGUUAUAAUAAGAAAUUUAAAAAACGUCACGAAAUGUCACAAAAAUUAUUGGAAAAAUGAAAUGUGGAAAAUUUUAAAAUACUUUGUCUUAAAAGAAGAAAAAAUUUUUGUUGUAGCUGGUGGAUGCCAACAAUGAUACAAUUUACAUUGUAUAACAAAGUUUAACGUAAUGAACAAAAUGUCACAAAAUUUAUUGGAAAAAUAAAAUUCAAAAAAAGCUUAAAAACUUAUUUUAUAUAAUUUACAUUGGGGCUGUUAAUGAAAUUUAAGUUUUGUUGGCAUAUCAAACGAAAUGCCACAAAUAUUAUUGGAAAAAUCAAAAAUAUUUUAAAUUUAAAUUUAUUUUAAAAAAUUCGGAAUUUUUGUAGAGUUUUGGAUCUUUUUGAACAAAACACAUCCAAUUUUUUGAAUGUACCCGCCUCGGCACGCAGCCUGCCCACGAACACCGAAAUGAACGGCAGGUCGCGGGCGUGGUCGAUGAGUGGUGGUAAGUGGGAGAAGGGGUGGAGUGCUGUGAAGUUUCUGGUGAGGGUUGCUGAGCUCAGCUCGUGUGUGAUGUUUAGGCUUGUUAUGGGUUUGUGUGAAAAGAAUGUGUAAUUAACCCACCCUAUUCUACCCUACCCAACCCUAUUCUACCCUACCCUACCCUACCCUACCCUACCGUACCCUACCCUACCCUACCCUACCCUACCCUACCCUACCCUACCUUACCCUACCCUACCCUACCCUACCCUACCCGACCCUACCCUACACUACCCUACCCUACUCUUACCCUACCAUAUCACUAGUCAUACCCCAGCCCAACUCGGCCCUUAACCGGGCCCUAUCCAAGCCCUACAGCAAGCAAUACUCGAGCCCUACUUUAUCUUACCUUGUCUUACUCUACUCUAAAUUACGCUCCCGUACUUUAAUCUAACUUACCCUACCUUGUCCUGCGUAACCUUGCUGUGCUCUACUCCAACUUGCCCUGCCCUACUUCAACUUAUCUUAAUUCUACUCUAUAGGAUCUACUCUACCUUAUCCUACCCUUUUACAUUUUUGGUGUGUGUGACUCUUUCUGACAAGUCUUUUUUAAAAAUUAAAAAUUUGGCCACUAAGUCCGAAGGGUUUAGUCAUUAUACAUUUUUAAAAAAGUUUGAACAAAGCUGUCAUCUGUUUAAAUAUUAUACUUAAACAUUAGUUUUGGUCUUUUUGGCUUGAAAAAAAACUGUAUGCUUGACAGACGCUUUUGUACUAAAAUGGUGUUUAAAAAUAAACAAAAGCUUUUUAAAUUAUAUUAAUCACAACGUUGUAGAUGUAGAUAGUUUUUUGAAAUUUUUUUUUAAUAAUGGGGCCAGAAUUAAGUGAACGAAGUAAUAUAAAAUUGUCCAAAUAAUUCUGAACCACCUAAACCCAAAACUUUAUUUUGAAAGGCAGCUCAGUAUUAUUUGGACAAUGUAUUUGGACAAUAUGAAUUCACAAAAAUUUUUAAAAUUUGAACUUUUCAGGGCUUCAUCGGCCAUCGGCGAACCACGCGACCUUGAACAUGGAGAGUCAGGCAUGA
Molecule: messenger RNA, 4271 nt
Organism: Bursaphelenchus okinawaensis
Lineage: Eukaryota; Metazoa; Nematoda; Chromadorea; Rhabditida; Aphelenchoididae
Source: the annotation of a GenBank genome assembly